Molecule: messenger RNA, 1041 nt
Organism: Oryza brachyantha (malo sina)
Lineage: Eukaryota; Viridiplantae; Streptophyta; Magnoliopsida; Poales; Poaceae
Exons: 5
Coding region: 138-845 (235 amino acids)
Source: RefSeq, a predicted model, not a curated record
CCAACCACACAAAAAAAGGGAGAAAAAUAAGAGCGCGCACGCACGCAUCGCCUCCCACAAAAAUCCACCCGUUUUUCUUUCCGCGAUCCCGUGCGCAUCUCACCGCAGGCUCAGCCUCGUCGACCACCGCGUUCGCCAUGGCCGACUCCGCCGCCGCAUCCUCCUCCCUCCCGCGCUCGCUGGCGUCCAGGAGGCCCCUGCCCUCCUCCCCUCUCCGCGGCGGCAGGCCCCGAUCGCCCCGCUUCGGGUCCCGGUCGCUCCACCGGCUGCGAGCACGAGCGGGGAAGGACGACCCCGAGGAUCUGUAUGGGCCCUACCCGUGGGAUCAGUCGCUGGAUCUCACCACUGGCCUCGAUAUUCAGUGGGUGACCGAAGAUAGAGUAACACUGUUCACUUCUGAUGGGCUCGUUCAAAUAGGCGGUUCUUUGGUUCCUCGUCGAGUUACUCCUUCAGAGAAGAGGCAACGGAAAGUAAAAGGUAUACAAAAUAUCCGCCGGUUUCAGGAGAGCUCAUACAUGGACCCAAAUCAAAGUCUUUGCCUUGGAGCACUAUUUAACAUAGCAGCAACAAAUGGUCUAGAUAUGGGUAGAAGACUAUGCAUCUUUGGCUUUUGUCGCUCUAUCGAAAUGCUAAGUGAUGUAGUGGAAGAUACAGUACUGGAGCAUGGUGGUGAGGUUGUCACGGCAGAGAAGGCAAGCAAAGACGGCCUCCAGGAGAAGUUAACUAUGUCUGUUGCUGUGCCAUUGUUGUGGGGUGUUCCUCCAGCAUCAGAGACCCUCCAUGUCGCGGUGCGGAGCGGUGGAGGCAUUGUGGACAAGAUAUAUUGGCAAUGGGACUUGUUUUAAAAGCCCAGAGCCGUCCAGACAUUAACAAUCCAUCCCACGGUGUAAAUACUCAUUCAGUCUAAUUCGCUGCUCACAUUGUGUCAGCAAUUCUGAAUUGUGCAUAAACAAAAAAUACUGUGAUCUACACUUGUACAGACUUGGUCACACCCCUGCAUAUAAAAAAAACCCUUGAGUUAACAGCUCAUCUUUACCUUUU